AGGUGACCGGCGGCUCCCUACCGCCGCUUCCGGAAGGCCGCACGCACCAGCGAGUGGAGUGUCAUCUCUCAGCGGGAGGUGAUCAGAUCUCGCUAUGUCGUUGUUCACCGGUGUUUCUGUCAUCACCGAUGGAAAGCACUGCACCACGUCGGCCGUCGAUACUGGCACGAACAGUGGGUACCACCUGCUUGUGGUCAAAGACUACUUGGGAACCCUACAAGAGAUGCACAACGGCGAGGCGAUCACGUCUGGGCCUUUCAUGAUAGGAGGCCAUCAAUGGUGCAUCCAUUACUGUCCUAACGGUUACGAGCAGAGUUCUACUGACUAUAUUUCUUGCUAUAUUUGCCUUUGCGAUGUCGAUCCUGAAGAGGCUGUGAAGGUGCACGUGGGGUUUAGCUUUGUCGACCAGGUUGAGUAUCAAAAACCGAUGUGCAUUCGUGCAUCUGAGCCACGCAGUUUCUCCACAAAAUUUUAUGGUUGGGGAUCUGAGAACUUCAUGAAAAGAGAUGCCCUUGAACGAUCAACUCAUUUGAAGGAUAAUUGUUUCACCAUCCGGUGCGACAUCAUGGUUUGCAAGGACCCUAACACCCAGGAUGUCGGUGCCACCAUGUCUGACAUAGGUCAGCAUCUUGACUAUCUCCUUCAAAAUAAGGUGGGUGCUGAUGUGACAUUCGAAGUUAGUGGCGAGACAUUCCCUGCACAUCGGUGUGUGCUUGCAGCCCGGUCUACAGUCUUCAUGGCACAACUGUUUGGCCCCAUGAAGGAAGGCACUACGUCAAGUGUCAUACAGAUUAAAGACAUGGAAGCAAAAGUGUUCAAGGAUUUGCUUAGCUUUAUCUACACAGGCUCAUGCCUUGACCUGGAGGAAGACGGCAAAGAAGAGGAAGACGUAGAGCGUGUAAUGUGGCUGCACGACUUGUUUGUAGCAGCAGACAGGUAUGAUCUCCCAAGGCUCAAAUUCUUAUGUGAAGAGCACUUGUCUGAGCAUAUAGGUGUGAGUUCGGUGGCAUCCACUCUUGCUCUAGCUGAGCAACACCACUGCCGCAAAUUGAGGGAGACAUGCUUGAAGUUUAUCCAAGUCCAGUCUCCGCCGUGUUUGGAAAAAGUAAUGGCGACUGAUGGCUGGGAGCAUAUAACUACAACCUAUCCCUCUGUUUUGAAUGAGCUCAUUGCCAAGCUUGCAUCAAAUCAGAAGGACAAUAAGAGGAAGCGGUAGAGGAUGUAAUGUGGCUGGAAGUAACACUAUUAUAUGUGAUUGGAUCGUCUAUGUAGAUGGUAGUUUGCGUGUCUGUAAUGCAUGCAAGACCUGAAGUAACAUUUUCGUUUCACCAUGUCAUUUGCCUAUAUGUUGGAUCUUUGUUGAACUGGAAAGGUCGAACAUAUGGCAAAUGGCAAAUAUUGAAUUGGAUGGUCUCAGUUUUAGGUGAUCUGUGCGAAGUCUCUUGCUAGUCUUUCUUUUGUUGCUUUGUGCCUUCGCUGUCAUGUAAAAAAACCUUUUCUAGUGGUUAUCAAGUACUAUGCCAAUGUUA
Lolium rigidum is the source of this 1529-nucleotide messenger RNA. Its product is annotated as BTB/POZ and MATH domain-containing protein 2-like. Gene Ontology annotation, biological process: protein ubiquitination. The coding region runs from base 95 to 1216 and encodes 373 amino acids. The record is from RefSeq and is a predicted model, not a curated record. Gene Ontology annotation, molecular function: protein binding. The transcript is spliced from 3 exons. Lineage: Eukaryota; Viridiplantae; Streptophyta; Magnoliopsida; Poales; Poaceae.